GUAAAAAUAGUUGUUAAAUUGAGUUGUAGUCUGACAAUUUAAUAGAUACAUAUUAAUAUUAUUAAAUAUGAGUGAUCCUAUGAAUAAAGAACUUGUAAAACGAGUACAAUUAUCUCUAUCAAAAUAUAUAAAUAAACCACAACUAACUGAAAAACUACUAAAUAAACCGCCAUUCAAAUUUCUUCACGAUAUUAUAACGAAUGUUAUCCAAAGCACUGGUUAUUUAACAGAUGUUUUCACCGAUGAAGAAAUUAUAUCUACAAAUGUUACCACAAAAGAAACUAAGAUCAAAUUUUUAGAAAAGCUUAUUAGUGCCAUUCAAUCAACAACGAAUAAAACAAUAUCAGCAAGACCUUCUAAAAUUGUUGCAGGGCUUGAAGUAACAAAGACUUUGGAGUUGCUUAUGGCAAUUGUUUUUGGAAUAGAAACAAGAAAUAAAGAAGUUAAGGAACAAAUUUCAACUAAUACAAAAACUAAAAAAUCAGAAACUACAAAAAUUAAUAAUCAAAAUAAGUCAAAAUUGUUAGAAAAAUCCAAAUCAGUAGAAAAAAAAUUAAAAGAAAAUAUUGAUCAUGAUUCUCAAAAAAAAAUACAAAAAUCUGACAGUGUGGAAUCGUCAGUGGUUAAAAACGAUGAACCUGUAAGAGAGAUGGAUACAUUAACAAAAUCUGAUGUAGAAUUCAGUGUAAAACCAGUUAUUGAUGAAGAAAUAAAGAACAUUGUGGAUAGUUCUGUUAAAACUGAAGAAAUUAACGAAAACAAAUUACAAUCAACAUUCAAAUCCAAAUUAGAAAAAAAAGAUUCCGAAUCAAUAGAAAAAACUAACUCAGAAGAGAAUCCACUUCGGAAAUUAAGUGAAACUCAUAAUAUUAGUAAACCAUUAAGGCCAAAAAGUUCAAGACCGCCCGCACCUAAUCGUCGUCCUCAAUCAAAUACAUUUACAGAGAUUCCUAAACAUUCAGACAGUUUUUUUUCAAAAAACGAUGACAAAAUAAAUGACAUUGAUGAYAAUAUUGUUACAGUAGAAGUAUUAAAUGACAAUAAGUCAACUUAUGAUUCUUAUAUCCAGGAAGAUGGACAAGGUCAUCUUGUAUCACAAAUACUUCAAACACAAAUGGAAUUUAAUACUAAAAUAAAGACAGACUCUUCAAAAACAGAAUGGGAAGGAAAAAGUGUUAAAGAUCAAGAAAUGUUAAUAAAAGAAAUGGAUACAAUCAGGCAAUUCAUUCAAGCCAUAACAAAGUCGGCAAACCCAUUAAGUAAACUUAUCAACAAUAUGCAAGAAAAUAUCGAUCAGAUGAAUCGAGAGUUGAACUACUGGAAAAAUUUUACUGAAAAAACAAAUGAAAAACUUGAUUCACAACAACGGGUAGUUAAAGAAAAAACUAAACCAAUGGUUAUGUUAUUGGAAAAACUGAAUACUGAAAUCAAAGACGAAUUGGAAAUGAUGGAUUACUGUAAAUCAAAUAUUAUGAAAAACAAAUCUCAUAUUAACUACUUAGUUUCAGAAAGGUUUAUGUUAAAAAAAUAAUUGAAAGUCCAUUGUUUUUUGGAAACUAGGAAAUAUUUAGUUUAUAAUUGUAUUGUUAUUUAUUAUAUACCUAGGAAAUGUACUACUUAGUAAGUCACCAAAAUAAUUUGAUCUCACAUUAAAAAAUACAAGAUUUCUAAAAAAGAAAAAUGUUAUGCGUACCAAAUCAGAAGUAUUUUUACAGACUUGUGUCAAGAUCUGAUUUUUAUCACUGGGAUAUUGCUCAUGUGUGCUGUCCUCUUGAAGUUCAAUUUUACAUUGUUAUGUAUCACACUACUAGUAGUGACUCGUAGUGCACUUUGAUUUUUUUCUUUAAAAAUCUUGAAAAAUAUUUUCUUACACUAUUUCAAUCAAACUCAAAAGAGACUGAAUUAUAUUUUUUUCUAGUCACUGUAACUAGUCAAUUGCUCCUAAGUUAAAUAUUUAAAUUUGCUUUUCAUAUAAUAUAUAAUAAUUACUAUUUUAUACUGGCAGUUUAGUUCUAACAUACUGGCAAUUAAAGAAAUAGGUUUAUCUGAAUGUGCUGAGUAGAAUAGAAUAAUAUGUACAAAUAUACAACAUAUAGUUAUUAAUUUACAUUUUAUUUGUGUAAACAAGUACUUAGUAAUAUUCAACUUAAACUAAGAUCUGAUGAAACAAUAUUUUCAUAUGGACAAUGCCCGAUUGUGUGGUUUGUUGAUACCUUAGGACAAACCAAUUUCUUUUAUUGUCCGCAUUAGGCUAAACCUAAAAGAAAAUAUAAAUUUUACAUACUAAAAUUUGGCUACCAAAAAUUGCAUAAAUACUCAAAACACAUUUUAGAUAUGUAUAUUAUUAUUAAACCUAAUAAAAAUAUUU
Molecule: messenger RNA, 2368 nt
Organism: Diuraphis noxia (Russian wheat aphid)
Lineage: Eukaryota; Metazoa; Arthropoda; Insecta; Hemiptera; Aphididae
Gene: IFT54
Product: intraflagellar transport 54
Biological process (GO): regulation of microtubule cytoskeleton organization; cilium assembly; intraciliary transport
Cellular component (GO): axoneme; ciliary basal body; intraciliary transport particle B
Molecular function (GO): microtubule binding
Source: RefSeq, a predicted model, not a curated record